AUGCAGAGAGUUAUUGAGGAUUUGGCAGACAGAAUGGAUAGACAAGAGAGAAUUCAACAGCAUAAUAUUGCACCUGCUCAGACACAACCACAUUCUCGGGCACCUGCACAGACUCAGACUUUUGGGAACAACGAGGUAUCCUUGCAAGAUUUCCUGAAGUUGAAAUCACCAAAAUUCACAGGUUCUGAGAAUUCAACAGAUCCUCAAGGGUUCUUGGAUGGCUCACUUAAGGCACUACGCGCUCUCGGAUGUUCCAGUGAGGGAGCUGUGGAGCUUGCAGCAUACAAACUAGAGGACAUGGCCUAUACCUGGUAUGAAACUUUGUUGCUAGGGAGACCUGCAGGAGCAGCACCACUGACAUGGGACGAGUUCACUAAGUUGUUCAUGGAUAAUUUUCUUCCUGACAGUCUGAGACAGAAAUAUGCUAACGAGUUUGAGAGACUGGUUCAGACUCCAGAUAUGGAUGUAUCGACGUAUAAUACCAAGUUUUUAGUCCCACAGAUAAAGACGUUGACCUACUCAGAGGCAGUUGAUCUUGCUAGAAAGAUUGAAAACAAGGGACGUGAGGAACGUGCAACCAACGAUUUACGUAAGAAGGCCAGGACAGGGGGAUCUUUUAGUGGCAGCUUUAGUGAAAAUCGCAGAGCAGGGAAUCAGGGACAGCAGCAACAGGGUUCUCAGACAGAUUCAGUUUCACAGUCUGCAUAUAGACCACAUCAUAGACAGGGUACCAAGGGGCCAUCAUCAUCAUCUUCUGGAUAUCGUAGUUCUGGACAGAUGUAUGCCACUACUCCAUCCUGCCAAACCUGUGGCAGACCACAUUUGGGCCAGUGUCGCGUUUUGACUGGAGGGUGUUAUCGGUGCGGCCAGUUGGGACACCACAUGAGGGACUGCCCUCAGCCUCCGAGGAAUUCCGGCCAGGCUUCCGUUCAGUUAGCUGCACCUACUCAGGCUACUCGUAGUAAUUCAGGUACCGCUGGUACAGGAAACAAAGGUCGAGGUGCUGGAGAUCGUACUACUGGGAAUCAUGUACACGGUAAUGUUGGUAGAGGACAGGCGAGAGUUUUUGCACUUGCUAGACAGGAUGUUCAAGCCUUGAAUGCAGUGGUUACAGGUAUUCUUUCGGUUUGUUCAUUUGAUGCACUUGCAUUGAUUGAUCCGGGAUCUACCCAUUCCUAUGUGUCCCCGUACUUUGCUUUAAGGUUUGACAGACAGCCAGACAUGUUAAAUGAUCCUUUUCUUGUUGUUACUCCUGUGGGAGCUUCUCUAUUAGUUGAAUAUGUGUAUCAUGCUUGUCAAAUUUGA
This is a messenger RNA of Lycium barbarum (goji berry), 1305 nucleotides long. RefSeq lists its product as uncharacterized. NCBI's taxonomy places the organism in Eukaryota, Viridiplantae, Streptophyta, Magnoliopsida, Solanales, Solanaceae. The transcript has 2 exons. The record is from RefSeq and is a predicted model, not a curated record. The coding region runs from base 1 to 1305 and encodes 434 amino acids. Gene Ontology annotation, molecular function: zinc ion binding; nucleic acid binding.